AUGCUCAAACACACUCUGCACUACGCUGAUUAUUCGUCAUGGACUGCAAGUGAGGUAGUUUCCUUGUACAUGCACCUUAAACAAGGAACUCGAAAGAAUAGGCACCACCUUGCCUUCUUGUAUUUCCUAGGGUGUGAUGGUACCUUGGUUGAUGCUAUUGUUACGAGUUCUAAAAAGGAUGCUCCAAGUAGCCUUUCUGGAUCACCUGAGUACGUAGUUUCAUUUCAUAGAAUGAUGCUAUUAUAUCCUAACAUAGACAUGAUUGAAGCUGUGAACAAGGUGGUUGAGAACAAAAGAAAAUCAGCAAAAAAGAGAAUCAAAUCUCUUCUCAAGCAAGAAGGUGCAAUCGAUAUCAUAUUCAAAUUACUAUUCAGACAUGAAUGUCUCAUGGAAAGCAGCACUUUUAUUGAUUCAAAGCUAAGCUGCGCUCUAGUGGAAACAACCUUUGCUCACGUUUUAAAACGAGGCGAUGGCUUUAUUUUCGACCUAGUCGACCCCAUAUUAUUCAAAGUAUAUUUUCAGACUAUGUUUGAAGCAUACAGAGGUCCAAUGUGGGAAUAUAUCUCUGAACACAAAGAAAAUAUAGAAAGUGUGUUUGAAACAUUUAUUAUGAUGCUCUUGCUAGAGGAGAGCUAUCAUUCUAAGGAAAAUUCAAUCAAAACAACUUCCUUAUUUGCUGAACUUCCGAAAUCCUACCAGAAUUACACACUAGCUCUAAACACAUUCGUUAGAGAUCCAACACUCAACAAAAAGACUGGUAAUUCCUCUCUUAUACCAGGAUUAUGGUAUGCCAUGUUAGAUAGUUUUUUUGCAGAUUCAUUCUCAAAGCCAGAUGAUAGUAUGGGUCCUGAUGGAGUAUUUUUCUUGAAGCCACUUAACAAUAAUGAUAAACCAAUACUUGUUAUGGCUGCAAUGACUACCGUUUCAGAUCUCAUUACAGACAAAUAUCAACCAGAGGAAGCCUUACGAUUAUAUGAAACAACAGAUCCUAAAAACAUUGGUGUUUGCAGGAAUAAGAACAGCUACAAACAAGAAAUAGAUUUGGAUGUUCAGCACAUGUCCCAGAAAUUUAACUUAAGAAAGAGACGUUGUUUGAGGUGGUUGGUAUGCCCUUUUAUGAAGCCACCAGGGAUUGAGUUUAUUAGAAAUAAUUACAGAAAUAGACUAAAACCUUUCCAAGAUGAUCUACAUGAUCUUAUCAUUACUACUAAACAGGACAUUGAUCUAUGCAUAUCAAAGUUCCAAAAUAAGCCAUAUCACUCUUUUAUUGAGAAUAUUUGGGAUUAUUGUUGUAGAAAAUAA
Naegleria gruberi is the source of this 1302-nucleotide messenger RNA. RefSeq lists its product as uncharacterized. Lineage: Eukaryota; Heterolobosea; Eutetramitea; Acrasida; Naegleriidae. The coding region runs from base 1 to 1302 and encodes 433 amino acids. The transcript has a single exon. The record is from RefSeq and is a predicted model, not a curated record.